ACUUGAUGCUUUGAGCCGUAUGGUGCUGCUGAUAGCAAAACAACACUGGUUGAACUAUUGGUAGAACUGUGCAUCUAUACCGCAAGCGUCGACCAUAAAACAUAUUUUACAGCUGCCGAGUCCUUAAUGAUAAAUAUGGUCAACAACGGGGUAAGCUUCUGACCAGACCGAGCUAACGUUAGCAUCCAGAAGAUGAUUGUUUUGUUUUUUUAAAGCUAGUUAGCUAACGUUAGCUGUCAGCUGACAUUCGUGCAUUGACGUUGAUGUGCCCUUUUUAUAUUGGUAACAUAUCAGUGAUUAUUCAUAUUGAAUACCCCAAAUGUUUACCAUUAAUACUUGAACAAAAAGGUUAACGUUACCGCUUUAUUGGGGCGUCUGACUGACAACAACAGCCCUGAUUGGUUACAGUCGGUGAGGUGAGCCUUCAAUCUGUGUUAAUAACGUUUCUCAGGCUUUGCAGUGUUUACAUGUUUGACUCCAUGAAAGUUAACCGAGCUCGGUAAUAAAAUGUAUGAUAAAAAUAUAUAAAGAGUGAAUUAAAUGUCUGUUUUUGGAUCGUUAUUUAGAAACUACUUCAAGCGAACCAGCUUUACAGCCUGCUAUCCUUUUGGGAACCAGGAGCAGGAGGAAAUAAUCAGAAAAAGGUUGCAUGUGAGGUAUUCACUUGGAUCUUGCGGUUUCUUCUCAUCACUUCAGAUCUAUUGCAGGCCACUUGCCAUUCAUAGCUUUUUAAGAUGCCUCCAUUCUUUGUUGGUUAUUGAAAGCAGACCACUUUCCAAACCUCUUGACAUAGCAGUUCAAUAUGUUUUCCAAUUAUAGCAUAAAUAAGUCUAUUGACAAGUCAAAGGCAGAAAUACCUGAAACGGUUGUAAAUUGUCUUCCGUGGCUGAAGUGUGGCGUUGUAUAGUUUGAGGUAACCCCGAUGAAGACAUCAGAGACAUAGAAGACGACGACGUUUUAAGAGAAAGUGAAUUAUAACCAGAUUAAAAGAUGUGUUUACUGGUUAGCAGUGGCACAACUGGGAUCUGUAUAGUAUCACACGCUGUACAAUAACAAUGCAAACACAUAAGGUAUGUGGCUGCCAUUUUUCUGCCUCCGUACUUCAAUUCAUAAGCACAAGCCAAGAGAAACGAACCAACCUCUCAGUGUGACUGUGAUGUAUUUUCUCUUUUUCAGAUGUAGCUGAUGAAAUGGAGUAUGAUGAGAAACUUGCACUUUUCCGCCAAACCCGCCUCAAUCCUUUUGAUCGUGGAGAGGAAGAAGAUGGUCCCCAAGGAGGCAAGACCCCCCCACUGCACGCAAGGCCUGAGCUGUUCCCUGGGACCAGAACUCACAGUUCAGACCGAACCAUGGACCUGGGUCUAGCUGAGGACCACUUCUCAAGGCCUAUGGGUUCGAUUGUGGCUCCUGACAUUGAACAGCUGAAAAUGGCCAUAGAGGAGUGUAAAAAGCUGAUUUUGGAGCUGCCAGAGCACUCCGAGAGACAAAAGGACACUGUGGUGAAACUCAUCCACCUUCGUCUCAAACUACAGGAGCUUAAGGACCCCGAGGAGGAUGAGCCUAAUCUGAGAAUCCUACUGGAGCACCGCUUUACCAAGGAAAAGAGCAAGAGUGUGAAACAGACCUGUGACAAGUGUAGUGCUAUCAUCUGGGGCCUGAUCCAGACUUGGUAUACCUGCACAGGUUGCUAUUAUCGUUGCCAUAGUAAGUGUAUGAUCUUGAUCACCAAGCCCUGUGUCAAGUCAAAAGUCAGCCACCAGUCGGCGUACGAGCUCAGCAUCUGCCCUGAGAUAGGACUAGACCGACAAGACUACCGCUGUGCAGAAUGUCGCACACCUAUUUCACUAAGGGGCGUGCCGACUGAAGCCAGACAGUGUGACUACACAGGCCAGUAUUACUGCAGCACAUGCCACUGGAAUGACACCGCCAUCGUCCCAGCCCGUGUCAUCCACAACUGGGAGUUUGAAUCACGCAAGGUUUGUCGCUCCUCAAUGCGCUACCUGACCCUGAUGAUCUCACGACCUGUGCUGAAGCUAAAAGAAAUCAACCCGCUGCUAUUCAACUUUGUGGAGGAACUGGUCGAGAUCAGGAAACUCCGUCAGGAUAUUCUGUUGAUGAAACCCUAUUUUAUUACCUGUAAGGAGGCCAUGGAGGCUCGGCUAUUACUACAGCUUCAAGAGCGACAGCACUUUGUGGAGAACGACGACAUGUACUCACUACAGGAUUUGAUUGACAUCUCCAGUGGCAGACUCAGCUGUUCCCUCACUGAGAUCCACACCACCUUUGCUAAGCACAUCAAACUAGACUGUGAGCGUUGUCAGGCCAAAGGAUUUGUGUGUGAGCUGUGUAAGGAAGGAGACAUACUGUUCCCUUUUGACAGUCAUACCUCAGUCUGCUACGACUGCUCUGCUGUCUUCCACAGAGAUUGUUACUAUGAUAACUCUACGACUUGUCCGCGAUGUGCACGAAUGACUGAACGCAAGCAGGACGAGGAGCCAGUCGUGAGAGUUGCAUAAGUCUGGAGAGGACCACAUGAAGCGACUGGAAAGUUGAACUUUGACUCAUGUUGUGCUCUCCUCGAACAAGGAAGUCUAACGAAAGACUAGCUUUUAGUUUUUGUCCUUGGUUGUGUUUUGUGCAUAUGUUUCUAUACUGUAGUGUCUGUAGCUUCAUGUGUGCCAUACAAUGAAGCAGGGUACUUAUCAACCCAUCUGGAAAUUAAUAUAUAAAUUAUAUAAUUUUUUUACCCAACUUUUUAAUUCAUCCUGAAAUUGGAUGUGUUGCACACUGUGUACGUGUGUUUGUGUGAGUGAGCCGCAUUAGUGUGUGUGUCUGCUUGUUUAAACGACAAAAUGAAAGCCCUAUAGAGAAAAGUCACCUCAUCAGACGGCGAUUAUGCAUGCUGGAGUUGUCGUAUAUUAAACCUUGACUGCAUUAACCUACACUGCCAAUUUGACUUAACUUUAAGGUUGCCAUAUAGAAAGAAUAGUUUUGAAUUUCAAUGACUCCAGAUUCCAAAGACUAAAAUUGCCUUUCAGCUUCCAGUUUUUAUUUUAAUAACAAUAUCUUGUGAACAUGCUUUUGAAAGUUGUGCACUGAGCCGUCAUUUCCAAGCAUCAGUUUAAGAGGGUAUUUCGUUUAGUAUCGCACAUUAAGAAAUGCGUUAACUAGUUUACAAUAAGGAAUCAAAUACAUAUGUUAGACUUUGAUGUUUACUCAUAAUCCAUCAUCAAUCCCAACACUGUUGCUCUUACAAGUACUGCUCCUGAAGCAGUCCACACUCGUUAGACACUAUUUUAAUGUCGGUCAUAAUUCAGCUCAUAUGUUUGGUCUUGAGAAAAUAUUUCCAUAUUUUACAGCAAUAUUUCUUUUCGGCAUAAACCUACGUUGAGUUUGUUUGCUGUCAAUUCGUCAACCUGGAUAAUGGAAGAAAAAUGAUAUUGCUUGCAAGUUUUUUGACAAGAAAGAUGGUAUCUAUACAAUCAUUAAAACCAUUAUUUGAAAUAUAAAUACAUAGUAUUGGCAACAGAAAUAUAAGCAAAGCAUGCAUCACCGGUACAUAUUCUUGUAAGGAGAAUUGUUUAACUGAAAAAGAAUAUUGAAGUUAAAUGUGCUUUCCUUUAAUUCAAAACUGUGAACUCAUUUUAGACAGUUUGAUCUGUGUUUGAUCUGGUUCAGUUUAGUGCAGUGUGGAGCAAAUAGAUGUGAAUACUCAUGAACAUUGCGUGCCUAAGAUAGUCAGGUUACAUACAGCUGUUAUCCAAACGUCUUAAUCCACUUGGCAUCAUGUUAAUGGUUUCAGUCUUAAUGUAAAGCACAUGUUGUCCAGAAAUGACAAAGGUGUUAAGUGACACCUUUGGUAAUGUGUAAAUGUUGACUUGAAGUAUUUCUUUUAAGCUAAUGAAUUUUGUCUGUUAUCGUUCAGCAUGAUGUACUGUAUUUUGUUUUUCAAACUGAGGUACAUGCAUGGUGUUGGCAAAAGCCAUGCCCUGUUGUAAAAUGUGGAGUAGUGCAUGAAUACAGUUAUUAAAUAUAUUAAAACUGCAGUGGUUGUUCAUGGAUGAGUUAUGACAUAAUUGGUCCCAUUUGCACAGAUGUGUAGAAAUCUACAAACUAGCAGCUUCAAAAUGAUAAUAACAAUAAAUGUUUGGUCAUGCACAUACACUGUCACUGCUACGUCCCUUGUCUUGACUGAGCCAAAAAAGUGUCAUAAAAAUGUCAUAAUUAUGAAUGUCAUAAAAAGUCAAAGUGUAGUAUCGCUAAGGCACAUGCUUCAUGUAUAUCAAGAAGUAGGUAAUCGCUCAACUGUUUUAAUCCCGACUGGAACAAGGCGAGAAUAAUCACACACACACACACACGCGUCUGAAUGUGUGUUAUGAAUAUGUUAUGACAGAUUUAUGAUGUUUUAUAACAUACCACAUUAUGUUUUCAUGACGUAUUAUACUAUGACAUUUUAAUUCUUUUUUUAUAACAAAUUAUGCUGAGAUACUGUUACCAUUUGUGAUGUCAUAACAUGUUAUGACAUUUUUAUAAUUUUUAAUAUAAAAGGCCAUAUUCCUUCUCCCAAUAAUCUUUACAUUUUGCCUUGCAUCAUUCAAGUACAUUUCACCACUGAGUCGUUUGUUUAUUCACCACAAACAUCCAAAGAUGUAAGCACAUCUUCUUUCAUAACACCCACCAACUGGUGGAGGGAAUGAGGGUGACCGCUGUUAUGGUGUGGCACUUGUGCAACUUCAAAUUUGUAUUGUGUUAAUGGGGUGCAAUAAUCCCUUUUUGAAAACGUGUGUAGUCUGUAAUCUGUAAUAUGAAAAACUGGAUGACGACAUAAAUCAGUAUACUGAUUUAAAAAAAAAAAAAUCUUUAGUCAAACAGAGCCUUUGUACAGAUUGGCCUAGAUUAGAUUAGAAAACAAAAGUAGAGUACAGCAAUAAA
Molecule: messenger RNA, 4932 nt
Organism: Anarrhichthys ocellatus (wolf-eel)
Lineage: Eukaryota; Metazoa; Chordata; Actinopteri; Perciformes; Anarhichadidae
Gene: def8
Product: differentially expressed in FDCP 8 homolog
Exons: 11
Coding region: 1191-2516 (441 amino acids)
Source: RefSeq, a predicted model, not a curated record